Closterium sp. NIES-65 is the source of this 2241-nucleotide messenger RNA. NCBI's taxonomy places the organism in Eukaryota, Viridiplantae, Streptophyta, Zygnematophyceae, Desmidiales, Closteriaceae. The record is from the annotation of a GenBank genome assembly.
AUGAUGGCCCGCGCCGCCCAAUUCCUCCGCCGUCGCACGACCGUUGCGAUCCUUCUUCGACUCGUGGCCGUUGCGCUCCCGGCGGCUUGGCUCGUGAUGGCGACAGUUCAACGCUCCGAGAAAGAGGGAGAUAUGUUUCUGGAGGCCAUGCGGACCUUGUAUCAGCACUGGGAGAGCGCCUAUGGGCUCCAGGCGGAGAAUACAUUCCCCCCUUCCGCCAUCUCGCUUCGCCCGGACGUUCCCCCCGCGCCCCACCUGGAGGACUGUGAGGCGCGCACAGCCUUCCGCCUGUCCACGGAGAAAUGGGGGGAGCGGGGGGAGCCGCCCUACUGGGCUGUUCCCAACCCUGCAUGCGGCAACGUGCCCCAACCCCCCUGGAUCCGAGGCUCCGAUGCUGCCAACCUGGCAGCCACCCGGCAAGCACAAGCUGACAUAUGGGGACAGCAGUUCCCGCCCGGGCAGUGCAAGGGGCGGCGGGUGAUGGUGGUGGAGUGGCUGAGCAUGGGGUGGCACGGGAUAGGGUCGCAGCUGCACGUGAUGGGCGCUGUGCUGAGUGCCGCCUUGCUGCACAACAGGACUCUCGUGCUCGUGCCCGGCACUCUGCCGCAGGCAGACCAUGAGGAAUGCGAGAAGCUGGGCCACCGAGGGUCACUCGAGUGCUACUUCUUCCGAUUCUCGUCCCAGGAGUGUGAGGCGAUCGCUCUCAAGGCGCAUCAGGCCUGGAAGGCUGCUGAGGAGAGGAAGCGACAGGCUGCUGCCGAGGAAGAAAGGAAGAGGGCAGAAAAAGAGAGGGCAGAAAAAGAGAGGGCAGAAAAAGAGAGGGAAGAAAGGGAGAGGGCAGAAAAAGAGAGGGCAGAAAAAGAGAGGGAAGAGGAGAAGGGAGAGAAGGAGGAGGGAGAGAAGGAGAAGGGAGACAAGGAGAGGGGAGAGAAGGAGAAGGGAGAGAAGGAGAAGGAAGCGGAAGGAGGGAAAACUGGAAAGGGUAGUGAGAGGAGGCUGCUGCGCGCAGCAGAUAGCACUGGGGCCGCUGAAAUGGACGGUUCUGAGGAUGCAUCUUUGAGGAGUAUAGAAAGCGUUGGUCAUGUUGGAACUGAUGGUGCUGAUGCUCUUGAGUCGACUCAAAAGAAGAGCCGUGGGAGCACUGAAACGGGUGAUUCUGAGGAUGCAUCUUUGAGGAGUAUAGAAAGCGUUGCUCAUGUUGGAACUGAUGGUGCUGAUAGCACGGAUGGUGAUGAUGGGGAGGAGAGGAGUGCAGGGGGGGGUGUGACGAACGAGGAUGUGACAAACGAGGAUGUGAUUGUAGCGCAGCCGUGUGACAAUGUGGCGUGUGUGGCGUCUGACGCUCUUGUGAUAUUCGCAACGCUGCCGGGGUUUGGUGUGGAUCAAGGCUCGGAGGUCAUAGCACAGCUCAAUGCCACGGCAGCAGAGCUGUGGGGCAAGGCGUAUCUGAGGAGCCCUCUGCCCAACGAGGUGAUGGGGCGUAUGGGAGAGCACACCAAUGAAUUUAAGAAGGCGCACUGGUGGCGAGCCCAAGCAACGCGCUUCAUGCUGCGGUGGCCGUCGGCCUACUUGUGCCACAUCAUCAACCGCGAGCGCCACCACGUGUACGGCAUGCACGUGGCCAGGCAGGUCGUGGCGUCCCGCAUGGACCAAACAAGCCUGCUGGCGGAGUUUGGGAGGAGUGGGAGGGGUUCUGAGGAGGUGAAGAGGGAUGUCGGCAAGAAAAGUGAAGUCCACUCCCGCAUGGACCAACGCAGCCUGCUGGCAGAGUUUGGGAGGAGUGGGAAGGGUUCUGACGAGCGGCAGGUGGUGGCUUCCCGCAUGGACCAACGCAGCCUGCUGGCAGAGCCCUGGGGAAACAGCAAGUUCUCAGAUGAGCGGCAGGAGCUUGGGAGGGUUGGGAGGGGUUCUGAGGAGGAGAAGAGGGAAGCUGGCAAGAGGAGCGCCGAACUUCGAGAGGAUCGGCCGGGGCUCGGGAGGAACGGUGUUGGCGACAAGGCGCAUGAGAUGCGGCUCUUCUCCUUCUAUGCAGUCAUGUUCAUGGCUAACCGCGUGCGGCGGGAGAAUCCCGGCGUGCGAUACGUGUGGCUGAGCACUGAAAUGCAGAGUGUUGUGGAUCAGUCGAGCCGAUUCACAGACUGGACUUUUUUCUACUCCAAGCUUCCGCGACAAGGAGCUGGAACGAGAAUGUCCGAGUACACUGAAAAGUUUGGCCUGGCGCGUACAUGCGGUCGUACCUAA